Diorhabda sublineata is the source of this 4035-nucleotide messenger RNA. RefSeq names its product 6-phosphofructo-2-kinase/fructose-2,6-bisphosphatase (gene Pfrx). Lineage: Eukaryota; Metazoa; Arthropoda; Insecta; Coleoptera; Chrysomelidae. Gene Ontology annotation, cellular component: cytosol. The record is from RefSeq and is a predicted model, not a curated record. Bases 210 to 1697 code for a protein of 495 amino acids. Gene Ontology annotation, biological process: fructose 2,6-bisphosphate metabolic process; fructose metabolic process. Gene Ontology annotation, molecular function: fructose-2,6-bisphosphate 2-phosphatase activity; ATP binding; 6-phosphofructo-2-kinase activity. The transcript is spliced from 7 exons.
GAUUGGUUCUCGACCAUCCUUCAUCGUGUACAUUUCGCGGAUCCGGUCUUUCAAAACAGUUGAUUCUUUACCCGGUUAAAGAUUAGACAAAGUAACUUGUGUUUUACAGCAGGGCAAAAGUUCUACCGCGAAAAAAAGAUAUUGAACGAUACUAAAAUAUAUAAAAAAUAUAAUAUUUAUUUUAUUUUUGAUUGAUUAGUUUAGCAGACAUGAGCAGUGGACUUGACGUUCUGAGCGGUUCCCUUAGAGUGCGAAAUAAUAGAAUCGGAUCUUGCAAAAAUUAUAAUUGCAAAAUAAGUGAAGUAAAAGCAUGUCCUAGUGUUAUGUCGCCUGAAACUAAAAGGUUAUUGCCUCCUAAUACUGAAACUGUGCAAACGAAACCUUUCCCGAUUAGAGGAGAACGAGCUAAUUAUGUCAACAGUCCUCACGUCAUCGCUAUGGUGGGACUCCCUGCCCGCGGUAAAACUUACAUUUCAAAAAAGUUAUCCAGGUAUUUAAAUUGGAUAGGUAUAAAUACGAGAGUUUUCAAUUUGGGUGAAUACAGAAGACACGCUACGUCGGCUUACAAAAACCAUGAUUUCUUCAGAGCCGAUAAUCAAGAAGCCAUGGCGAUAAGAACGCAGUGUGCUCUGGAAGCACUGCACGACGUCAGUCAAUGGUUGGAGGAUGGAGGAGAAGUGGCCGUGUUUGAUGCUACAAAUUCGACUCUCGAUCGGAGGAAACUCAUACACGACGUCGUCGUCACUAAGAUGGGAUUCAAAUUAUUCUUCGUGGAAUCUAUUUGCGAUGAUCCUGAUAUUAUCGAGCAAAACAUCAUGGAAGUGAAAGUCAGUAGUCCCGAUUACGCCAACAUGAAUAAGGAUGCCGUCCUGAGUGAUUUUCUUCAAAGAAUACAACAUUAUCAAGAAAAAUACGAACCUCUGGACGAAGUUAGAGAAAAAGACGUAUCUUUUAUGAAAAUAUAUAAUACGGGAGAAAAGGUUGUCGUUCAUAAGCACGAAGGACACGUACAAGCCAGGAUCGUUUAUUAUUUGAUGAACAUACAUAUAACACCUAGAACCAUUUAUCUAACUAGACAUGGUGAAAGCGAACAGAACUUAGAGGGUAGAAUAGGGGGCGAUUCCAGCUUGAGUCCCAGAGGAAAACAAUACGCGCAUUCUCUAGCUGAAUAUAUUCGGGAACAAAAAUUAGAUGGCUUAAGAAUAUGGACUUCGUGGUUAAAGAGAACCAUUCAAACAGUAUCCGGUCUCCACGUACCGCAAGAAAGAUGGAAAGCUCUCAACGAAAUAGACGCGGGCGUCUGCGAAGAAAUGACUUACGAGGAAAUUAAAGAGAAAUAUCCCGAAGAAUUCGCGGCUAGAGAUAUGAAUAAGUUCGCUUACAGAUAUCCCAGAGGGGAAAGUUACGAGGAUCUUGUUGCUCGUUUGGAACCGGUAAUAAUGGAAUUGGAAAGACAGGGUAACGUUUUAGUCGUGUCACAUCAGGCUGUGCUUCGUUGUCUAUUAGCUUAUUUCUUAGAUAAAACUGCUGAUGAAUUGCCUUACCUGAAAGUCCCUCUUCAUACUAUAAUCAAAUUAACGCCAGUUGCUUAUGGUUGUAGAGUAGAACAUAUACCUUUGAAUAUCGAAUGUGUCGAUACACACAGAGGCAAACCAAACGAACCAGGCCAAAAACCAUCGGUUGCAAUUGAAAAAUAAUCAUUUUUAUUUAAAAGGGCGGAUUGUUUUCAAAAAUUAUAUCAGUUCUGAUAUUUUUUAUUAUCUACUUGGGAUAGGUAAACGAAAUUUUGUUGUUGGUAGGUCAUUUAUUCCUAAAAAGUAUGUUUGAAAGAUUCAAAUUAAUACAAUAAAUAGAAAUCGUUCAAGUUUAUUCGGCAAGUAUAUUUAGAAUGAACACCAGCCAACUUUCCUUUUCUUAAGCUAAUCUUGAUCACAUUUUCUUUUGAUGCAGCAAUUAUAUUCACAAAACACACAAUUAAACGAAACUACUCCCUACCUUCAAAUCUCACUCACUUUUAACCAUAGAUAACCGUCAUACUUUGGACCUAUCGGUAAAUUUUAUCAAGGAUAUUAAUAUUUAGGUAGAAUCCUCAAGUUGUUUCCAAGCCAUUUUCUUUCACACACUCGCUCAAAUAGAAAUCAAACUUAACACCAUGAUGUAUAGUAACAAUUGAACAUUUGGUGAUAACUCCAUCAUUAAAAAGCUUAAUCCAUUCUCAAUAUCAUCAUCAUUGUCAAGCUGUUCAAUUUUCAAAAUCUUUCUCUCUUCUAAUCUUAUGUUUGGUUCUAGAUAUAGAUUAAGGGUUACAUUGAACUGCAACUUUAAAAUUUACUGUCCUCCUAUUAUGCUGACCUCAAUAUUAGAUCUUCGCUACCGGAAGUUCCAUGUCCAUAGCAUUUAAUACGUAUGCUUGUGUUGGCAUUAUAAAACUGAUAUUUCAUCCUUUUCUAUACGGAACCUACACAGUUCUGCUAGACUUAACCUCAUCAGCUAUCUCCUAAUGGAACUGAGCUUCCUGAUGGGACUGUGUCCUAUAAGGAGUGAAAAAGCGUAGCGUCAAUUUUUGCUGCUAGAGGUGCCUCCUGACGGGAUCCUUUUUGUUCCCUGAACCUACGGUCAGCAAUUUCUGCUGACCCAACCUCUACAGUUGCUUCCUAAUAGGACAGUGUCUAUUCUUGUUUCUAUUGAUAUCCAAAUACAUUCUUGAUGUGAUAUAAAAUUCUAGACUUAGAUAAACUGGAAUUUCAUCCUUUUCCUUAUGGAAUCUAUACUCAUCACCUUCUCUAGAUCUAACAUGUACACGAGGUUAGGUUAUUCUUCUUUCCUAUGUAACUUGGCCUUUGUCUGUAUUAUUACGAAGUUACCAAAUAUUGUGAGAUCUGCAACAUGUAUUCAUUUGAAUCUUAAAAUCUAAAUUUUAAUUAUAUUUUCAAGUGUUAUAUUUAUUUUUCUAUUGAAAGUUUAUUAGAUAAUAAAUAAGAUUAGAACUGUUUUUAUCUAACACUUUCUAGGAUUGUGAUAAUUAAAAAUAUCGAGAUUUACCUGCACCGUUUAGCUUUAUUUCAAUCGAAAGAUAUACAUAAGGUGUACGGAGACAAUAGGUUGUUAUUUUAGUUUCAAUGGUUUGCGGCGGUGUACUUAUUAGCUCUAAAUAUAGAAUAGCCUUGUUAAUAAUGAGCAUUUUAGAGCAGACAAAGUACAGAUUACCGCUCUCAAAAUACCUUAUGUUGAAUUAUCUAUAUUAGGUAGAGGUCUUUCAAUAUUGUUAAUAUAUAACUAAAUAGUUUAUGUUUCUUUCAAUGGAAUCCAAUGGAAUUAACCAAUAAUAUUAAUCCUUAACAGCAGGGGAUUAUAACAUGUAAUUUUUUUUAUUUCGAAUUUAUUAUUCGAUAUCUUUUAAUCAGUUUAAAUUUGAAAAAUUACUUCGUACAUAUCGUGAGAUAAAAUUUUCGAAAUAAGCUUCCUUUUUUUUAUAUACAUGGCGACAACGUUAUAAUUCAUUAGAUACACUGUGAAUUAGUUACGAAGAAAUUCUUUCAAAUGUUAUUUUGUGAUAUAUUUUGAAUUGUGUCGAAAUUUGUGAAAAAGACAUGCAGAAUUAAAAAAAUUAAAUGAAACAAAUUGGCCUGGCUCCCUUUAACAAUUUUUCUUGCUUAUGUAAUUUUUCGUAUCGCUAGCCAGUAGAUAAUAGCAACUGACUACGUUUACGCUGAUGUAGCAACAUGACAGAAAAUAUUAAAACACUAUUCUGUUUAAAUAAUUAUUUCUGACAUGAUGUGUAUAUGUGUACGUUAAUCUCCUAACAAACAUAAUUUAUCUUGUCAAAAGUGAAUUUUUGAACAACUAAGAAUACUGUGAUAUACAAUGUGAUUAAAUGUAUUGGAAGGUUUUUGAUCUGACACAGCUAUGUCGAUAUUAAAUAUUUGAACUUCACUUUUAAACUUACAGUUAUUUAAAUCUCGAGUUUUAGAAGAUAUUUGUAUGUUUCGGCUUCUCAAUUUGGGGGGUCACGAAUUAAAAUAAAAAAAAGAAAAA